AUGAGGGAGAUCAUUACUCUUCAAGUUGGUUCGUGUGGAAAUCAGAUUGGAGGGAAGUUCUGGGAGGUAAUAUCUGACGAGCAUGGCAUCGACCCUAGCGGCUGCUACCACGGGGAUUCGGAUCUUCAACUGGAACGUAUUAAUGUUUACUACAAUGAGGCCUCUGGCGGUAAAUAUGUACCGAGGUCUAUAUUGAUUGAUCUGAAGCCUGCUACGAUGGAUGCCGUUCGUUCUGGACCGUUCGGUUGUCUCUAUCGACCUGACAACUUCGUGUACGGUCAGGGUGGCGGUGCUAACAACUGGGCCAGAGGACAUUACACGGAAGGAGUGGAGAUAUUAGAAUCGGUUCUGGACGUUGUCCGUCGUGAAGCAGAGGGAUGCGACUGCUUGCAAGGUUUCCAAGUUAGUCAUUCGCUCGGCGGCGGCACGGGGUCGGGCAUGGGCACGUUAAUUAUCAACCGGAUUAGAGAAGAAUACCCCGAUCGUAUCAUACUAUCUUUCUCAGUUUUUCCAAGCGCGAGAGUAUCGGACUGUGUAGUGGAGCCGUACAAUACCACUCUAGCAGUGAAUCAGUUGGUUGAAAAUACGGACCACACGUUUUGCUUGGACAAUGAGGCGCUGUAUGAUAUAUGUUUCAGAACAUUAAAGCUGACUACUCCUACAUACGGCGAUUUAAAUCACUUGAUUUGCGCUACGAUGUCCGGGAUUACGACGUGUCUUCGUUUUCCCGGUCAGUUGAACGCGGAUUUAAGGAAAUUGGCUGUGAAUAUGGUUCCCUUCCCACGCCUCCACUUUUACACACCAGGCUUCGCGCCGCUCACGUCCAGAGGGGCGCAACAAUACAGAGCUCUUACUGUUCCCGAAUUGACGCUGCAAAUGUUCGACGCGAAGAAUAUGAUGGUUGCCUGCGACCCGAGGCACGGGAGAUAUCUGACGGUAGCUACAAUCUUCAGAGGUCGUAUGUCAAUGAAGGAGGUGGAUGAACAAAUUAUGAAUAUUCAGAAUAAGAAUAGUACAUAUUUUGUUGAAUGGAUACCAAAUAACUGCAAGAUCGCAGUAUGUGACAUACCGCCUCGAGGCUUGAAGAUGGCUUCGACAUUUAUUGGCAAUACGACGGCUAUACAGAGUAUAUUUAAGAGGGUGGCGGAACAGUUUGUGGCCAUGUUCAGGCGGAAAGCUUUCCUUCACUGGUACACUGGCGAGGGUAUGGACGAGAUGGAGUUUACAGAAGCGGAGAGCAACAUGAACGACCUCAUCUCUGAGUACCAGCAGUACCAAGACGCGACGGCGGACGAUGAGGGAGAGUUUGAUGAGGAAGCAGAGGGUGAAGGGCUGGAGGGAUGA
Molecule: messenger RNA, 1344 nt
Organism: Danaus chrysippus (African queen)
Lineage: Eukaryota; Metazoa; Arthropoda; Insecta; Lepidoptera; Nymphalidae
Source: the annotation of a GenBank genome assembly